UCUAUAGCUAAUUUAAAAUGGCAACGAAAAAAAUAACAUCAUUGUCCAAAAUAGAAUUUAAAAGUUUCAUGGAAUCUAUCGACGUAAUUCUAUCAGACUGUGAUGGCGUUCUAUGGAGAGAAACCGAAGUAAUACAAGGCUCACCUGACACUGUAAAUAAAUUUAAACAGUUAGGUAAAAGAUUCUUUUAUAUAACAAACAACAAUACAAAAACCAGAUCUGAAUUUGUAGAAAAAUGUAAAGGCCUUAAAUAUGAUGCAACAAUGGAGGAAAUAGUAUGUACUUCUUUUCUAGCGGCUGUUUAUCUUAAAGAGAAGAAUUUUGAUAAAAAAGUAUACGUAGUCGGAAGUGUGGGUAUCACCAAAGAACUGGAAGCCAUGGGGAUAAAACAUUGUGGAAUAGGACCUGAUGUCAUGGAUGGUGAUGAAGUGGAAAUGGUAAAAAACUUCAAGCCUGAUUCAGAAGUUGGAGCAGUAAUUGUAGGCUUUGAUAAGUAUUUCAGUUUUCCAAAGCUUGUGAAAGCUGCUACUUACUUACAAGAUCCGAAUGUCCAUUUUAUAGGAACAAACUGUGAUACAGAAAGACCUUCACCAAAUACUAAUCGAUUUCCAGGAACUGGUUGCUUUGUAAAGACAAUAGAAUCAGCAAGCAAUAGAACUGCAGUAAUGCUUGGAAAGCCUGAGUCAUUUGUGAGUGAACAUAUAAUCACGAAGUAUAAUUUGAAUCCUGAACGUACACUAAUGAUUGGUGACAAUCGUGAUACUGAUAUUCUUCUUGGGAAACGUUGCGGAUUUAAGACAUUACUUGUACUAACAGGAAUUACAACGCAAUCUGAUGUAGAUGCUAUUAAUGCAUCUACUGUGAAUUUUAAAGAUUUAAUAGUUCCAGACUAUUAUAUAGAUCACUUGGGUGAUAUACUAACAAUGAUUGAUUUAUCCUGA
Molecule: messenger RNA, 941 nt
Organism: Dufourea novaeangliae
Lineage: Eukaryota; Metazoa; Arthropoda; Insecta; Hymenoptera; Halictidae
Product: phosphoglycolate phosphatase-like
Exons: 6
Coding region: 18-941 (307 amino acids)
Cellular component (GO): cytoplasm
Molecular function (GO): phosphatase activity
Source: RefSeq, a predicted model, not a curated record